This is a messenger RNA of Culex pipiens pallens (northern house mosquito), 547 nucleotides long. RefSeq lists its product as uncharacterized. The record is from RefSeq and is a predicted model, not a curated record. The transcript is spliced from 2 exons. NCBI's taxonomy places the organism in Eukaryota, Metazoa, Arthropoda, Insecta, Diptera, Culicidae. The coding region runs from base 98 to 457 and encodes 119 amino acids.
UCGAUUCAAAGGGUUAAGAGUUUAAAGUUUACAACGCAAACCAUGAAGUUAGUUCUGCUUACACUUUUGGUGGCGAGCGUCACAGUCUUCGCGGUAAAUGGACAAUACAGUCAAGUCUGGGGUCACAGUGGACAAUAUCCGGGUCAUGUUCAGCAAAGUUUUGGCCAGCGACCAAUCCAUGGCCAGCAAUAUCCGGGUCAUGUUCAGCAAAGUAUUGGCCAGCGACCAAUCCAUGGCCAGCAAUAUCCGGGUCAUGUUCAGCAAAGUAUUGGCCAGCGACCAAUCCAUGGCCAGCAAUAUCCGGGUCAUGUUCAGCAAAGUAUUGGCCAGCGACCAAUCCAUGGCCAGCAAUAUCCGGGUCAUGUUCAGCAAAGUAUUGGCUAUGGCCGGAAACAUGGCAAUGGAAUCAAUACUAAAGGAUGAAAACGAUGCGAACGAAACAGUUUUUAAACGUUGAUAGGCUGGGCAAUGAAACAAAAAAAAAACAUCUCAAGUUAUAUCUAACUAUUUUAAUAAAAAUAAAACAAGGAUUUGGUUACGAACACUC